Molecule: messenger RNA, 1095 nt
Organism: Theobroma cacao (cacao)
Lineage: Eukaryota; Viridiplantae; Streptophyta; Magnoliopsida; Malvales; Malvaceae
Source: RefSeq, a predicted model, not a curated record
CUUCUGCAUCCAGGACGAAUCGAUUCAGGCUCCCCCAUAGCUGCAAUUCUCUCGCUGUUAAAUUGUAAUUACGAGGAUUCAUCAAAUGUCAGCUUUUCCAAACCAGCAUCUUCCUUCUGUUAUAAACUCUUUUGUCGAGCCAAACACCUUGGAUUGCAUGUCUGGCUUCCUCAGGGAAGAAAGCAGCGCCACCAAAACCUGCUUUUCUUCAAACUUUCCGGAUGCAUGCUUUCAGGAAAUUAUUUCCGGGCAAUAUGCUCAAAACCAUGUAGCUACAACUCUUAAUGAAGUGAAUCUAGAUGUCCCUUUCACAUUCCCUGUUAUCCCUUUUGCUAUUGCAAAUCAGGAGAUAGAUUCUACCACCAUACCCAUGCUGUUGGAACUUGAACAACGAGGCGAUGAUCAUCAAAUUACAGGAGAAGUGUCAGCGUCGGAGAACAAGAGAAAGAAAGUGGAAACAAAGGUAGAAAGAGAGAAAAAACGUGAGAAAAAACAUAAAAAUAUUCGUGGCUUGCAACAAGCAAAGGAAAGCAGGCUGAAGCCUGAUAUAAAGAACAAGAAGAAAGCUCCUGAGAAGGUCGAAACAGAUAAUUAUGCUCAUGUCAGAGCUAGGAGAGGUGAAGCAACAGACAAACACAGCCUUGCGGAGAGGGUCAGAAGGGAGAAAAUCAGCGUCAGGAUGAAGCUAUUGCAAUCACUUGUUCCUGGAUGUGACAAGGAAUUUUCUAGCUUGGAAAAAGCAUGGCCUCUGUCCUUUGUAGAAUCCAGCUCCACGGGCCAGUUUAAAGCGUUCACUGCAGCAACACCUGCACCAACUUCCUCGUUACUUCAUCAGACCGACGCGCAGCAGAGAUUGAAUAUCACCACUCGAGAUAAAGCAAUUUGUUAUGGGAAACGCCAUAUCAGAACCAGCAGCAGUUUGGCUUAGACAGUUUGUCUUCUUUUCAGAAGCAAAUUAAGGAAUAAAAGCUUUGCAACCAAAGACUGCAAUUAUAGAUACUGACAAGCAUCCGCUAUUUCUAUCUUCAAAUGGGUAAUCUUGUAUUGUUUCCGUUGACUUAAAUUUUAAGGGAAUAAAGAAUAUACGUUAUGCUA